AUGGAUGGGCUAGCUUCAAUCUCCAGGAAUGGCGUACCGCCGGAGUUUGAUUCCAAUAAAAGUGUAGAUGACGCGGAACGCAUCUCGGUAGAGAAAGGUCCAUCGCAAGUAGCUACCACCAGUACGCAGGAAAAUAAGCGAAGUAAGACAUCUCGAGCCUGUGAUAAGUGUCGCGAGAAAAAGACCAAGUGCGAUUUUGACGAAGAUAAUAAUGCCACCUGCACUAUGUGCCAAAAGCUGGGAAAAUCUUGUACGUUUGCUCGUGCCCAAAUGAAGAGGGGCCCGGUGAAAGGCUACACCCGCCAUACUGAUGUUUCGGAAACAUCUGAGUCCAGUCGCAGGGGGUCUCGAAAAAGAAGCGUAUCAGAAUCAUUGCAAGACGACGGUGCCAGGAGUAUCGCAGAUCCUGUUUCCCUCCCGCCGCUGAACCAGUACUGGCCCCAAAACCCUGCCAGCAUCACGCGAAACCAUCAUGUGCUGGCGCCAGGCUCGCAGCCGCAAACCCAGCCGCAGUUUUGGAAAGUUCCGUACCGUGAGUACCAGCACCAGAGACGUGAUUCUGUGGAUUCGUUAAUCAGUAAUACGUCCAACCGCCGUAAUUCUGAACAAAUGGCCUAUCCGGGAUCUAAUGCCUCGUCUACGUCGCCGUUCUAUUCUAUGGGCCAGUAUCACUUACCAUUGCAACCACCAAAUUCAACCUUGCUUGACUCAGAUCCCAAUCUUUCGAGCUCGCCAGUGCUACAGAGAACACCUUCAAUUCACGGCAAGUCGUCACAAUAUCCAUAUUCCCAGUUCAACAACGUGACAACUCAGCAACAACAACCCACUUUGCAGCAGCCUUACCUUUCAAUUCAAAAUCACUUACAAAAUCAAUCCCUUUUCAAUAACCAGCACUUCAAAGACUUUGAUCAAGGUUUUUCAUCCCGAAAGAAUAGCAAUGUAAGCGUUGCCCUGUCUCCCAGCUCAUCAUUACAGAUACCUCCUCCCCAGGCUCCUGCGAUUAUUUCAAAUGACAAUGAAGAAGCUGCGAAGGAUAACUCAACCCAGGUUACGUCGCAAAAUGAUACGUUUGCAUCCCAGCAACAAUCGAUUGCCAAUCCCAAAGAAGCGACAAAAGCCUCCGUGGCCCCAUCAAGGAAAAAUACGAGACGUUCCACCUCCAAUAGAAGUGUGUCUCAGAGCUCUGUGGACACUCACAACACCUCUAACCAUUCGAUUGACACUUAUGGCAAAAUUCCAGACACUCAACUGAUUGACAUAUAUUAUGAGUUUAUCCACCCAACAUUUCCUGUUAUUCCAGUCAAUAAGCGUACAUUGACAGACGAUCUACUGUUGAUUAACACUCAGCCUGUAAGUGGUAUCCACGAACUUAACUGCCACAUUUUGCACUGGUUCAGAAAUUCUCUGGAGCUUCUUGUUCGGGUUGCAUUGAAGAAACCUUCAGGCUCUGCUUACGAUUACAGUGAUGGGGUUGUUGAUGUAUUUGACUCUCAGGUCACAUUUAUCGCGGCGUUGAAUGAAAGCUUCCAAACUGUGGUCGACAUUCAUCCCACGCUUAAGGAGAACGAGAAUAUUUUGAGCUCGAAGAUCAAAUUCAUCUACCUAGCUACUUAUACGAUCUUGAAUUACAUUUUGGCGUUUGUGGGAUACGACAAUUCAUUCGUUCUCGGGAUGUCUGUAACUAUCUACAAUGAGCUGAAACUGUUUCGGUGUUUGGUGUACGACGACGAAGAAGAAGAGCUGGGAGAACAAGAAACCGCAACAGAAAGUGAUUCCAAGAACACCAGCAGCGAUGGCACCCAACUAUUGUUUAAGAGAUUGUAUGUGCUCCUUGUUGUUUUUGAUUCAUUACAGAGCUGUACAUUUGGUGUGCCCAAGCUGAUGAGCGUCCCUCUAUUGCGUCUGAUAGAAGAAUGUUUCGCAUACGAUACCGGCAAAUGGGGUGUGGAGUACGACAACAACUCCUGGAAAAACAUCUAUCAAAGCCUGCUACUAGGCCACGCAUUGUCCCAAGUUUCGACCUCACGUACAUGUAUGAGCCAAAAUUUGGGAAAGGCCUGGUACAAGAUGGACCAACAUGGGCAAUCCAAAGACUCCCCUACGGGUCUCUUUGUAGAAUUGCUGAAUGGAAGACAUGAACUGGUGCAGAGUUACUUUGCCCUGACGGAAAUGAACUCUCAUAUCUUGCUAGAGUUAUGUCACAAGACUUGCGGAAUUGUCACAACCAUGCGACAGUUACUGACAGCCGUCAUGAAGGCUAAUCCAACAAACAGCAUUGACCCAAAUAAUAGACCGCCGGCCGGCACCAGUGAACUCAUACAUAACCAGGAGAAAUUGCCCGCCCCAGUGACCAACAGCUCUACGUCUGACUCCGAGAUGUACAGGAAGCUGCUGGGCCUUAACGCUGGUGACACAAUAGACCUGCGACGUGGCUCUAUAUCCCCUUUUGUAGUCGCGAUGGUCGUGGAGGUUUCAAAUUUUCUGGAGUUGAUAAAGAACUUACCGACCAUGCUAAUAAGCCUCAUCCUCCAGGGGCCGUCUCAGACUGGGCCCAGCACUGGCCUCGAAAAUGAUGUGUCAAAUUCUCAAGAUGCCGUUCUUGCGUUGUCAAAUGCAAUGAGCGACUUGUGCCAGAUCACCAGUCUUUUGGGUGUGCUCAAGCCGCACAAGAUGUUUGAACUGGUACCACGUGUGCAACGCGCCGAUUUCAAGGCCCAUACACGACGAGUACGCUACAAAUAUGCGCUUGGAGCGCGCAAGACUGGUACUACAUGGAGCGCCACAUGGGAAACGUCACUUGAACCAUUUUCUGACGCCAUAUGGGGGCUUUUUUGUACAGAAGAGCUGGGCUGGUUGUGA
Molecule: messenger RNA, 2859 nt
Organism: Lachancea dasiensis
Lineage: Eukaryota; Fungi; Ascomycota; Saccharomycetes; Saccharomycetales; Saccharomycetaceae
Source: the annotation of a GenBank genome assembly